Molecule: messenger RNA, 987 nt
Organism: Odobenus rosmarus divergens (Pacific walrus)
Lineage: Eukaryota; Metazoa; Chordata; Mammalia; Carnivora; Odobenidae
Gene: NTRK2
Exons: 4
Coding region: 1-987 (328 amino acids)
Biological process (GO): cell surface receptor protein tyrosine kinase signaling pathway; regulation of phosphatidylinositol 3-kinase/protein kinase B signal transduction; positive regulation of kinase activity
Cellular component (GO): neuronal cell body; signaling receptor complex; axon
Molecular function (GO): axon guidance receptor activity; brain-derived neurotrophic factor receptor activity; ATP binding
Source: RefSeq, a predicted model, not a curated record
AUGCCCGCCACCGCCGCGGCGGAGGGUUGGUGCUCCGGAGCGUGCGGGGCGCUCUCUCCCCGCGCGGGGGCACCAGAGCCCUCGGAAGUGUCAGGCACUGCGGUGCAUUUUCCCAGUUCCCUUUUAAAUGACUGCGGAAAAACAGACUCUCGGAGCCGCAAAUGGGGAAGACGGAUUCUCAGACAAGGCUUGCGGAUGCCCCGCAGCCAUCAUUUAACUGCGCCCGCAGAGCAGUUACGGUUUGUCACCCGAGCUUCCCGGAUCGCCUCGUUUGUCCCUAGUGAGACCCCGAGGCUCUGCCCGCGCCGGGCUUGUCGGUACCUGGAUGCAUGUCGUGCUCUGGGCAGCGCGGGCGCAGGGCACGCGUUCGCGCACACCCGCGCACACACGAAAUCGCGCAAGGAGACAGCCUCUACUGCGAUGAUAGAAGAGACGGUGCCCUCACGUCACUUCGCCAGCAGUAGCAGAGGCGGCGGCGGCGGCGGCGGCGGCUCCCGGAAUUGGGUUGGAGCAGGAGCCUCGCUCGCUCCUUCGCUCGCGCUCUCCGCGCUCAGUGCCCGGCGGCAGGAGGAGCCUGCACCCAGGCGCCGCGGGCGGGCUGUAGGCGCCGGAGCCCGGGUGAGCAGCGCGGACAGUGCCCUCCGGCGUCUCGGCCCUCGCUGUCCCCCCCACCCCCCGGGACGGCCGUGGCGGCUCCCCAGGUGGGACGCGCCGCGCCACCUGCCCGCGCCCCCUGCGCCCAGCGGCCGUGGCGGAUUCUGCAGCAUCAUUGGGGGCCCCCGUCGCGGAGCCAUCUCCGCCGCAGGCGCCCCGAGGUGCGUCCCGGAUCCCAGUGCGCGUCUAGCAAGGAGCCUGCGUCCCGGGGAGUGCCGGCAGCGCCGCGGGCCGGUGCUCGGCGCGCCGGGCCAUGCAGCGGCGGCCGCGGCGGAGCUCCGAGCGGCCGUAGCGCCCCCUGUGAGGCGGCCCAAGAUGCCCCGGCCACUGUGA